Messenger RNA from Drosophila suzukii, 629 nucleotides. RefSeq lists its product as uncharacterized. The record is from RefSeq and is a predicted model, not a curated record. Lineage: Eukaryota; Metazoa; Arthropoda; Insecta; Diptera; Drosophilidae.
UUGUUUGCUACUUAAUUAUACCAGCCUUCGUUUUGGGCUCAAACAUGACCAAGCGGUCGGAGGUUUAGAUAGUUUUCGUUCAACCAUAGACAGGUCAUCAUGUCUCGCAGUUUGUGCGCGCUCUUGGCGAUACUCAUCAUUAAUUUGGCAAACGCGGCACCUCAAAGUUCUCCAACUAUUGUUCCGGCAAUCCGCACUAAUGGCUUCCAACUGGAACCCCUCAACCAAGAAUACUUUCUCAGAAUCGAACAUCCGGGUGGCACUAUUCGCCAGGAAUCGGUGAAACAGAAUGAAGCCGGAAACCUGCAAGUUACCGGAGUGAUCAAUCAGCCCUUUGAGGACCAGGGUGCCAAUUUGGUUCUCACCUACGAGGCUGGUCCAAAUGGAUACGUUGCUAAAUACAGCUACGGCAAGGGUCCACCAACGCCCCCUCCUGAGACUCCGCUUUUCCUCAGUCCUACUGCCUUGAAAACCGCAGCUGGUUAGGUUUAAGUAUGAAAUGAACUUUACGAGAUUGCCAGAAUUACCGAAUUUAUAUAAAUACUAUAAGUACCUUUUGUGACAAUCCUCCAAGGAAAAAGAAUUAUAAAAUAAUUUUAAUUAAAUAAAACCUUAACCUUGGUCCUUAA